CUUUAUUUCAUACCGCCAGUCCUAUUCACAUCAUCCCACAACCAAAAAGUCCCGAAUCGCAGGAGGCUUCGCCGACAAUGCCGCCGAAUCAGAGGAAACCAGAGGGCUCAUGUCCGCUGGUGCUUUCGACGAUGGAGAUGCUGUGAUUGAAAUGGACCGUCUACCGCCGCGUUGGCUCGACGUGCAGGACCAAGUCAACGAAUGGCUGGAAAACAUCACCAAACAGAUCAAGAAGUUGGAUCAAUUGUGUCAGAAGCACGUGCUGCCAGGCUUCGACGAUGAGCAGGUCAAGAGGAGGGAAGAGCGCGAGAUCGAGGCCAUGACUCAAGAGAUUACCAGAGGCUUCCAGACCUGUCAACGAGCUAUCCGUCGAAUCGACAACAUGGUCAAGGAGUCGCAGCAAACCGGAAGCCUGAGCAGAGGAGAGGAGACCAUGGCACAGAACCUCAAAGUUUCACUGGCUACGAAGGUGGGAGACAGCAGUGCUUUGUUCCGCAAGAAGCAGUCUGCUUAUCUCAAGAAAUUACGCGCCCUCGGUGGCAUGAGUUCACCCCUCGAUCGAGCCACGUCCCCUGUUCAGAAUCCCUACACCGAUCCUUCCCUCAUGGACUCCGAGAUCGAUCGCAGCUCGGCGCAAACUACUCUCUUACAAACCAAGCAAAAGCAACGCUCUGCCGGCUUGCACGAUUCGACCAUUGCCCAGCGAGAGCGUGAAAUUGAGGACAUUGCACAAGGCAUCAUCGACUUGUCCAACAUUUUCCAGGAGUUGCAGACCAUGGUCAUCGACCAAGGUAGCAUGCUGGAUCGCAUCGACUACAACGUCGAGAACAUGACAACAGAAGUCAAACAGGCCGAGAAGGAGUUGAAGGUCGCUACAGGAUACCAGAAGAAGUCGACAAAGCGGAAAAUUAUCUUGCUGCUAGUCCUCAUAGUCGCUGGUAUGUUCAUCUUGUUGAUGAUCAAGCCCAAGAGUCGCAGUGCUCCAGCUGUAACUCCUGCGCCUGCACCUGUCACGCCGGCAGAACCACCUGUUCGGCCUCCUGAACGACUGCGACGGAGUGUGGUCUUGGACGAGCUUAUAGGCACGAGAAAAGACUGGCGAAGGCGGAAGCGAGUACCCAACGAGUCUGUGAGUUUAUCAUAA
This is a messenger RNA of Aureobasidium uvarum, 1144 nucleotides long. The record is from the annotation of a GenBank genome assembly. Lineage: Eukaryota; Fungi; Ascomycota; Dothideomycetes; Dothideales; Saccotheciaceae.